Oryctolagus cuniculus (rabbit) is the source of this 926-nucleotide messenger RNA. Lineage: Eukaryota; Metazoa; Chordata; Mammalia; Lagomorpha; Leporidae. The record is from RefSeq and is a predicted model, not a curated record.
UAGCGAAUAAUACAGUCAGGAUGGCUAAAGGUGACCCCAAGAAGCCCAAGGGCAAGAUGUCUGCUUACGCCUUCUUUGUGCAGACUUGCAGAGAGGAACACAAGAAGAAAAACCCAGAGGUCCCGGUCAACUUCGCAGAGUUUUCCAAGAAGUGCUCCGAGAGGUGGAAGACAAUGUCUGGAAAGGAAAAGUCUAAAUUUGAUGAAAUGGCGAAGGCGGAUAAAGUACGUUAUGAUUGGGAAAUGAAGGAUUAUGGACCAGCUAAGGGCGGCAAGAAGAAAAAGGACCCCAAUGCCCCUAAAAGGCCACCGUCCAGAUUCUUCCUCUUCUGUUCAGAAUUCCGCCCCAAGAUCAAAUCCACAAACCCUGGAAUCUCUAUUGGCGAUGUGGCCAAAAAGCUGGGGGAGAUGUGGAAUAACCUGAGCGACAGUGACAAGCAGCAGUACAUCACCAAGGCGGCAAAGCUCAAGGAGAAGUACGAAAAGGAUGUUACCGACUAUAAAUCUAAAGGAAAGUUCGAUGGUGCAAAGGGUCCUGCGAAAGUUGCCCGGAAAAAGGUGGAAGAGGAAGACGAAGAGGAUGAGGAGGAAGAGGAGGAGGAAGAAGAUGAAUAAAAAAUUGUUGUUCUGUCUCCUUGUGAAUACCUUAGAGUCGGGGAGCGCUGGGACUGGAACACCUCUCACUGGAGACAUGUCUUGCCCUCAUUAGGUUUAAUUAACGAGAAUUGGAUCUGAUCAUAUUGUAGUUUCUCAAAGUGCUCUAGAAAUUGUCAGUGGUUUACAUGACGUGGCCAUGGGUGUCUGGAGCACCCUGAAACUGUAUCAAAGUUGUACAUAUUUCCAAACAUUUUUAAAAGGAAAAGGCACUCGCGUGUUCUCCUCACUCUGUGCACUUUGCUGUUGGUGUGACAAGGCAUUUCAAGAUGU